UUUUUUGUUAAAAAUGAUUUUAUUUUUUACCUUCUUGAAGUAUUUUACGAGUAGAGUCUAAAAAUCCUAGUUUUAAGGCACGGAAUCCAUCGGUUCAGAAGUUAUACGUGGCGGCCGUUUAGGCGAACAUUUGAAUGAAAUGUCUUUUGUCACAUUUUAAUAAAAUGUCUUUUGUUACAUUUUUCACGUGUUUUGUUGUACUACCUGUAGCUUGCAUUGUUUCUCCGCCUGUACCUCGCGAUUCUGGUCUUUUCCUAAAGUUUUCCUUUAUCAUGCAAAGUAUUAAAUGGAAGUUUACCAAUUUGCCUCAGUCGACAGAAGCGGCUGUUGCAUGGGCUCGCGAACAUAGAUUAUUGCGGGUGACUAAAAUGUGCCGUGUUCAUCGGAAGACGAUGAAAUGGUUUGCACCAGAUCACAGAAUUGGUCGCUUUCGAUGUGUCGUUAGUCGCGACAAAUGCAAACAAUUUGCGGCGACCAUAGAUUCCUUUUUUGAAGAUUAAUUAAUGCAUUCUUCAAACUGUUUCCAAUGUUACUUAUUUUUUUAAGAUUGAUUUAUUGCUUUUCACGAGAUUUUUCGUACGAGUAUACGAUACAUGAGUUAUACGAUAUUGAAAACAACUCCACUUUGUUAUCGUCUGCAACAAUUGCGACAUGGUUUCAGUACUGUCGGGAAACGGUACUGGACCAUUUCUCCAGUAUUCAAAAUGGAAAACCAAAAUUAGGCGAAGGUACGGAAUCGGGGUCUCCUAUUAUAUGUAGUUCAGAUUGACGAAGCAAAAUUUGGUAAGAGAAAGUAUAACCGUGGCCGGAGAGUUGAGAGCCAUUGGGUCUUAGGCAUGGUGGAUACUUAUACUAAAGAUUGCCGAAUGAUGCUUGUUGAAAAUCGUGAAGCGGCAACCCUAAUUCCCAUAAUUAAAGAAAACGUUAUCGCCAGUAGUGAAAUUCACACUGACUGCUGCAGAAGGGUUAGGGUUAGGGUUAGUUCCCGGACCACCUGGUCAGUGUCCAACAAGAAGAAAUCCAUCAGGAAAGUUCGUUCGAUCUUCGCAAAAGAUGAUCAUUAUAAAUCUGUACAAAAGUCUGAAGGAGGAACGUUCAGAUAUGAAGUACAGACCGCUAAUAGAAUUGCUCUCCAAACGGACCGGAAUCGGCCAGUUGACUUGUCCGAAUACAAAUCAACAGGCACCGUAACGUCUCCAAAUAAGAAGAGACCCCGGAUGAAUGUUUUGGAGAAGACGUCCAAGGAUGCGAUAUUAGGCAUAAGGAGAAAAGUGCAUGAGUUUUGGUUUCGGCGCGAAAUUCCACGCAUGAAGAAAAUGUUGGAACAGACAGGUAAAAAAUUUAAUAAAGCGUCUACAAAACUGUUCAUACCUAAUCCAGGAGAAACGUGAAAUAAAUUCUAGGGAGGACUGUAUAAAGAUUCAUUCUAUUGUACAUCAUCAACUAUCCUCCCCAAUAUUUGUAAAAAAGGCUUGUAAAAGUAUGCAUGGUUUGCGUCCAAACUCUCUGAUACAAGAGAAGUAUUUGUUAAUGUAAAUGAAGUAUGUUUUCCGGUAGACGUCUUCAAAAAAGCGUGCUCUUGCAUGAAUGCUGCGUUUAUAUUGUGUGCUAGAUUUCGCAACAAUUACUGUUUCCCAUGUUUUUACGACAAAUAUCACACUAGAUCGUGUCAUUAAUCAGAAUGUGCAAUAAUACAGUGAAUAUAACAUGUAUUAUUUUUAUGUUCGAUUUUUUUCCCAAUGCCCACAAAAAAAAAGUAUCGAAAAAAUUAUCGAGAGCAGGACUCGAACCAGCAACCUACUGAUUACCAGUACUUUACGUUACGCCAUCACCCAUUUGAAGCGUUGUUUAAUUUUAUACGCCAACUGUUUAUAACGGAGUACAGCGAUUUUUAUGCAAUUUUCAUGCAAUUUUCUCGGAAAAUCUUGAGAGACGCGCGCUACUGCUUUGCCAAAUUAAAUUUGGAGAGGACAUCUUCAAAUACUGCAAGUUUCAAGAAAAUGCGUUUCCCGUCGAUCGCGCCCUCUCCUUGUUAGAAAUAAGAAAUUGAUUCAUGGGAACAUUGUGAAAGGAAUAAAUACAUUUUUACAACUAAAUAAUUAUCAUCUUCAAUAUUUAAUAAAACGAAUUUUAAGGCAAAAUACGUUUGUUUUAAUUUUCGAUGGAUGCUUCUAAUGUAAGUAUGUAUUCGUUCCUUCAAUAUUCCCUUUGCCAUAAAUCUUUAACUAUUGAGAAUAUUAAAAAAUGAUUCGAGUAAA
Messenger RNA from Osmia lignaria (orchard mason bee), 2258 nucleotides. RefSeq lists its product as uncharacterized. Lineage: Eukaryota; Metazoa; Arthropoda; Insecta; Hymenoptera; Megachilidae. The record is from RefSeq and is a predicted model, not a curated record.